GACAACGCCUCGCUGAUUUUCCGACGUCGGCCUCCAGGGCCUCCUGUGCUGAAGGGCGGUCCGACAUCAUUCCCGCCCCCUGAUAUGGUUCACUGUCCAGCACAGCAAAGCGAUCGGCAUUUCUGCGUCGAAUCGAGUCACUCGCCACCGCCUGUGACUGUUGCCGACGUGGCGCCUCGGAGCGUUUUUCUCACCGGACCGAAUGCCCGGGUCAUGCUGGCCACGACCUCGAGACGAGGUUCCUCUCAUCCAUCGUGUCAAGCUAUUGCACGGGCGGAGCCACUCGGACUUGCAAAAAUGUUAUUUGGCCGUGGCUGUGCCCAGGCGUCGGUUCGCCAAGUACUUUGCGCUUUGACUCGGUGGAUAUCCCCUAUCAGGCGCUUCAGGCCCAACAUCGAGUGUCCUUCGAAUUCGCUCAGUCAUGCAUGAGUUAUCGCAUCAACGACAUGUGUUGUUCUCACGGACCGCUAUCAGAACCAGGAAGAUCGUUCAUCGUUCAGAGUGGAGUGUCAAUGCGUGCCGGAGACAUGCCCCAAACAUGCUGCCGCUUCUGUUACUCGUGGGGGUGGGUGGGAACGUUCUGGAUUGAAUACCCAAUCAUGAUCGACUGUGAUUUCUUCUGCACCGAGGACCUCCGAUUUUGACACAGAACUGCUCUUCUAUGAUUUCUGGCCCUCGUUUCUUCCAUCGCGCCUGUAAAUGUUAUCACCUGAUCGCGUCACAAUCAGAUCACGUGCCUGGAGCCUGAUGUGAUCCCUUCCGAUUUGUCAACUCUUACUUACUUACCUACCUGUCAG
Messenger RNA from Mycena citricolor, 797 nucleotides. The record is from the annotation of a GenBank genome assembly. Lineage: Eukaryota; Fungi; Basidiomycota; Agaricomycetes; Agaricales; Mycenaceae.